Abrus precatorius (Indian licorice) is the source of this 3124-nucleotide messenger RNA. Its product is annotated as rhodanese-like domain-containing protein 14, chloroplastic. Lineage: Eukaryota; Viridiplantae; Streptophyta; Magnoliopsida; Fabales; Fabaceae. The record is from RefSeq and is a predicted model, not a curated record. Gene Ontology annotation, cellular component: chloroplast. The coding region runs from base 149 to 853 and encodes 234 amino acids. The transcript is spliced from 6 exons.
ACAAUAUCUAAAGCACGCUCACUAGAUAACAGAAGCAUGUAGGCUGAUCCCAUGUUCUUCCACUAAUUCAACUACUGAAUAUUAACCAUUAACUAAAAAAAUUCGAAAUCCCAUAUCGGAUUUUUCAGUUGAAACUGAGCUUCAAAGCAUGGCGGCUUUUACAUCAAUUGCUCUACAGUACUCAUGUACAACAUCUUUACAAUCUUGGGUACCUUCUCUAGAAGCUACACAUUAUAAUAAUUCAAGGUGGGGGAGAGUGAGAUCAUGCAAAUCCACAGGAAAAACAUCACACCAACUGAAAAUGGCAAGAGGUUUAACUAUCCAGAGUGCAGCCACAAAACAAGCAAAGUCGCCAGCUGAAGAAGACUGGAAAGUUAAGCGAGAACUUCUGCUGGAAAAAAGGGUAAGAAGCGUGGAUGCGAAGGAAGCUCUGCGCCUUCAGAAAGAAAAUAAUUUUGUGAUUCUGGACGUAAGGCCAGAAGCAGAGUUCAAAGAGGCUCAUCCUCCAGAUGCUAUCAAUGUGCAAAUAUAUAGGCUUAUAAAAGAGUGGACGGCAUGGGACAUUGCUAGACGUGCUGCAUUUGCGUUUUUUGGUAUUUUUGCCGGUACUGAAGAGAACCCAGAGUUCAUGCAGACUGUUGAGGCGAAAUUAGAUAAAAAUGCAAAGAUAAUCGUAGCUUGCUCCGCAGGGGGCACAAUGAAACCAUCACAAAAUCUGCCCGAAGGUCAACAAUCAAGGUCUCUCAUAGCAGCUUACGUGCUGGUCCUUAACGGGUAUAACAAUGUCUUCCAUCUAGAAGGUGGUCUUUACACAUGGUUUAAAGAGGGUCUGCCAAGCGUUUCAGAGGAGUGAAGCCUAGACUUAAUUUUGACCAUAAUGAGAAUGCCAAUAAAAGCAUAUGAAGAAAUAGAGUUGACGAAUUGAAAUGUCAUUAUUGAACUAGUGCAGAAAAUUAGAAUGCUAGAAUUGACAACACAAAUAUCAAAUACAUUCUCUAGAGAUUGCAUCCCUGCUUUAAACUGGAAAGGAUCCAUUUAUCAGCAGCGUGUUACCAAUAUUUUGAGAUCUAGCUAUAUGAGUACACCAUGUUUCUGAACCACAGAAGCCAUUUUGCUUCAAUGAAAAAACCAAGAUUAGUGUAUUUCUGGUUCUAUUGCUGUUGAUUAGUUAAGAUAUCCAAUCCAUUUCUAUAACAUGUGUUUGGGAAAAGGUAUUUGGUUAAAUCUACCAAUGCCUAAGCCUUUAAAGAUACUCUUGCCAUAGCUAGAGCACCAUCAUAAGUUCGAUUUCCUCCAAUAAAACCACUCAUGUGCACAAAAGUACAACCUGGGAUUCCAGCAACCUCCGAGAGCUUGUCAUUUUCCAAACCCCUCCAAAUACAGGGUAACGGUUUUCUGCUCUCAAAUCUAGCAGGAGAAAUUGCCACUGCCUGCAGUCGCCAAUUCUCACUCCUAUCAUCCUACAAAAAUCACCCAUUAUGUAAAUUUAAGAUCAAAUAGUAAAAUAAAGAAUGGGUCCUAAUAUGAUGAUCAAAUAAACCACCUUACAUAAUUUUAUUUUGGGCAACAAUGAUUAUGCUCAUAUUCAAUUCUAAAGAUUCAUUGACUAAUUCAGUUAAAAAUACAUACCGGGUAAAGAACAUAUUUGACAGAAGGACUGAUUCUCAUUUCCUCCUCAAGCUCAUGUAUGUGAAGUUUCCACUGUGAAACGAACAAAUGAGAAAAAGGUUUGGCAAUAGUUACAAUGAUAUUCAAAACCAUCAAAGAUUGUAAUUUACCAUUCCACUACAAUAAUAAUUAAAAACUGCAUGAGAUUAAUCAAAUGCCCUGUGGGCUGUUCCUUACAGGACAAGAUCGGCUUAGCUUUAUAAUUUCUCCACUAGAAUCAACAGUUUCCCUUGCUGCAAGACACUCCAUAACAAUCGAUCGCGCUGGUAACCAUGAUUUAGCAUAAUAAUUCACAUUCUGUAACACCAAAAACAACAAAACACAAAAAUCAUUCCUUUUCACGACUAGUUUCUAGCUCGAUUAGUUCAGCAGGUAGUGAGAAAACAGUACACCAAAAUUACAGUAAACAACGAAAUUUCAAAAGUGUAACAGUGUCACCUCCAAAAAUUCAGCACCAGCGAGGGCCAUUGCUUGAUGAAACGCAGCAUUUUCUCUGUCAGAUGAGUGGUCAGAAUCGACCCAGUCCAAAUUCAACCGUUUUAUUCUAGAAGACAAACUCGUGUUAAUUACAUAUUUGGGAGGUUCAUUUAGAUCAUAUUGAUUCACUCCAUUAUCCGUAGCAUCAAUUGCCUGAAAAGAGAGAGAACAAGUAUUGUGAUAUAACUAACAUAAGCAUGCUUGAUUAGAGGUCAGAUAUAAUCAUAAUGAUAUAAGCACACAAGCACCUCGAUAAAGUUUCUGUAUAUAACUGAAUAUAACUGAUGAACAUGAGAAUGCUCUUCGCCAAGCCCCAACACAUUGGCAAUUAUCUCCAACCCAAAAUGCUAUAUGAAAAGGAACAAAUUAGGUUAUAUAAAGAAAAGAGUGAACAAUCGAAACGGCGUCGUGAGUGAAUGAGUGUUGAACAAACAAAACACAAACACAAACACAAACACCUUGUAGACAAGACCAGCGCUACUGAGCUUAGUGUGGAAGCCGAAACCGAAGACUUGGUAGAAGUCCUUCUGGUGAUGAUCGAAACGGUGUCGUAGCGGGUCGUACACGCCUCCCACGUCGACUACUGCGUCGAGAGAUUCUAGAAGCUUCGGGUCCCUCGUUCUUACGAUAUGAGCGUUGGAGAAGUGUUUGGAAAGGCGAAGCAAGAAGCACGCCAGGGCCUCGUCGCAGUGGAAGGUUCCGUUGUGAGUGCCCACGCGCGUCGAGAAGGAGCAUGCUACCCAGCGAGGCGCGUUGAAAGUUAAUGUUUUGUGCCACGCGCCCCCCAGCUUAACCAUUUUUUUCUGGAACUGUCUCUGCUGUGUUUCUGCCGCGACAACAGAAGAUGGAGGAUGACGCUGCCUCAACGACGUCGUAGCUCCUGAUUCACGUGCGAAUGUCUUAUUUAUUUAUUUCCUGUUGGCAGCAAGCAUUGUUCACAUACAAAUUAUAAUUAAAUUAAUUUAUUAGUAUAUUUCUU